Messenger RNA from Mustela lutreola (European mink), 933 nucleotides. RefSeq names its product olfactory receptor 2M5-like. Lineage: Eukaryota; Metazoa; Chordata; Mammalia; Carnivora; Mustelidae. Gene Ontology annotation, biological process: G protein-coupled receptor signaling pathway. Gene Ontology annotation, molecular function: olfactory receptor activity; G protein-coupled receptor activity. Gene Ontology annotation, cellular component: membrane. The record is from RefSeq and is a predicted model, not a curated record.
AUGAUGAGUGGGAAUGAGACAGAAACCACAGAUUUCAUUCUCCUGUGCUUCUUCUCUGAAUUUAAAUAUAUCACAUCCAUGGUCUUCAUCAUUCUCCUGGUCUUCAUGGUUGCCUUCACUGGCAACACUAUUUUUAUCCUCUUCAUUUGGUUGUAUUCCAAUCUCCACACCCCCAUGUACUUCCUUCUCACUCAGCUCUCCUUAAUGGAUUUGACUUUGACCUCCAGCAUUGUCCCAAAAAUGGCAGCCAACUUCUUCUCCGGAUGGCACAGCAUAUCAUGCAAGGCUUGUGGGAUGCAAAUUUUCUUCUUCCUAGCUGUGGACAUUGCAGAAUGCAUCCUAACUCUCAUGUGCUUUGAUCAUUAUGUGGCUAUUGAUCCUCUUCCAUACCUAGUCAUCAUCAACCCUAAGGUUUUCUCACAGAUGAUCACCAUGUUUUGGGCUGGAGGGGCACUUACUUCCCUGGGCCAGACUACUUUUAUCUUGCAUUUUAACAUCUGCAGCCCCAGAGAGAUUCCCCACUUUUUCUGUGAAGUCAUGGCUGUGCUUAGGAUCGUCUGUGAGGAUAUCUCAGCCUAUGAAAAGGCAGUGGUGAUAACAAGCGUUUUUGUUCUGCUGCUGCACUUGUCUUUUAUCUCAUCUUCCUAUGUUCUUAUAUUCCUUUCUGUACUCCGAAUGAACUCCCCAGAAGGCAGGAACAAGGCUCUGGCCACAUGUUCCUCUCAUCUCUGUGUAGUGUGUCUCUAUUUUGGUCCAGGCAUGUGUAUCUACAUGAGACCUGGAUCUGCCAAGACUCCAAAGUUGAAUCAGGGCUUCUUUCUGUUUGAAACUGUCCUCACUCCCCUCCUAAACCCACUUGCCUACAGUCUUAGGAAAAAGGAAGUUCUAAGGGCACUGAAAAAGUUAAUGGGCAAAUGUCAGUCCUUCAGGUAA